CGACAGGAGCUCAGCCGUGGUGGAUUCCACGAGACGGAUAUUAGAUUAACACAACAAUCGUACAUAAUUGUAAUAAAAUCGCGGACAAAAGCGUGAUUUGAAAGAACUAGCCAAAAGGAACGAAAAAGAAAAACAAAAAAGAGAAGACAGAGAGAGAGAGAGAGAGAGAGAGAGAGAGAGAGAGAGAGAGAGAAAUAGAAUUAUAAUAUCAUAGAACAAAUAUCGAACGUGCUUUCGUGUCUAUUCGUUUCCGCGAUUUUUGUGAUUAGGCUAGCUUAGGAUCAGGUGUGUCAUCAUGAAGACUAUCCUUUUGAGGACUUUGAUCGUCGCUGUGAUUCUUGGGACAGGAGUAGUGGGAUAUCCUCCACAGGAGAGACUUAUGCCAGAUGGUGCACCGGUUCCCGAGGACGCCGUCGCCCACGAGGAUUCCAUGGCGUCCGCGUCGGAAACCGGGGAGGAUUAUGGGGAAGUCGAUGAUUCUGAUAUGUAUAUGGAGACCGAUGGCGCGGAAACGAUGACGGAUCGCGUCGAAGAAAAUCGUACGGAUAGGAUCGAAAUCGAUGGGACGACGAUGGCAAACGAUGAUAAACGUAAUGAAACGAGUACGGAGGAAGAGAAUGCGAAUGAUCAGGAAACGAAAAAUACCGAAUUGUCGCCUCAAACUCGGCCAACCGAGACCGUUGAUAAAAGUUUAGAAACCGAAAGUCAAAACUUUUUCCCGUCGUUCGCUGAAUUAUUUAGCAAUCAAAGAUUACCGUUUACCGAUCAGCAACAAAGAUACAGGCCUAACAGGUUCCUAAGUUAUUUUCAACGGGAUCGUGGUGUAUAUCAAACAUCUUCGUCGUCUUCCAAAGAGGUUCAACAUCCUCUUUUGGGUUCCGGAAAUUUCGGAGUUAUUCGUGGUGGAACUUAUUAUCCCGAAGAUAGGGAGAACGAAGAGUAUGCCGUCGAAGAUAGUCUUUAUAAUCCUUAUUAUCACGGUACGACUGGUCGUGCUCGUGCCAAUUAUUAUAGGAACCCUAAACCGCAGCCGGUUCGUGGUGGAGAUUUCUUCGCGAACUUCCGCGAUUUCGCCGACAUCACGGCACCGCCGAAGUCGAGUUUCUCUCAUCUCUCUGUGGUUUACGCGAACAAGAAUGGCAGUACGACGGGACGUAUCACGGAACCUAGAAACAUCAUCGAAACUCUAAGGAUGUUGGAGGAAGAGGAACGUAAUAACGAAAUGGAAAUAACAACGACGGAAGUACCAAGGAAGAAGCUGAGCAAAGGAAAAAGGAAAUUGAUCAAGAUGAAACAAUACGAGGAGGACAAGGCGAGAAGAUCUCGCGUUACAGUCGAGCCUCUUUUAGCUUUGAGUUGAGAAUAGACUAUGUACUUAUUAGUGUGUACGUUUUAGGGGACGUUUUAGAAACUUUGGGGAUCGUUACGUCCUACGCGCAAGUAAUCUGGCCCUCGCGAGAUCGGCAACCAAAGUCACUCCAGUCCUCUUUUGAUUGUCGGAGGUAGCGAAAAUGCGUGUGAAAGUUGGUUCAGUCGCGUCGAAGGAGAUAAUAGCUUUUCCUUUUGUAUUUUUCUUUUUUUUUUUGUCGUACAAUUGGUCUUUCCUCGAAAACGAUUCAACGAAACAAAACGCGAAAAAAUUUCGUUAUCGAUGAUAAAAUAUAUAAAUAGAUAGAUGGAUAGAUAGAUAGUAUAUAUAAGAUAGUAAUAGCAAUAGUAGUAGCAAUAAUAAGUCUCAUUGACGAGUUAAACGAAUUCGUAGGAAAUAUCUUGCUUAUCGUGCGUAUCCAAGAUUGUCAUCCAAGAUGUCAUCCAAUAAGAGAAAAUCUAAUGAUUAUUAUUGACCGAUUCAUGGGCACGCGCCAAAUUGAUCGUACGAGAGUGGCGCGUGCACUUUCGUUACGCUCGAGUAAGCCUGAAUACCGGAACGAGUAAACGAGUACGGAGAACGACGACGAGCUCGUUCGCGCGAUAAAACGUGGGCCUUCGAGACUAAACACAAGUCCGGACAGACGCACGCGACUUCACGUAGUUCUCGUGACCGCUCCUACAAGAAAACAAAAACCCUCGGCUAUUUAUUUGCAUGCAUGCCACCAUAAUCCAUUGGUUACGCGCGAAACUUCUUCUAAUGGAAUCGAGAAAAAGGAUAUAUGGUAUUGGAAUGUACAAGCGAGAAAAAAAGAUACAACGAUCGACGAGAACGAACUUUACGACUUUUACGAAAUUCUGCCUUUUAUCUUACUUUCGUGUUUCUUGUCUCCUGCGAUUAAUAUCUUCUUCUGCGUCAUACGUGCUAUUCGUAAGUUGUGUCUUUUAUGUUUUCGUAUCGUUUCUUAUAAGUAUCGUACCUAAUAGGUUCGUUAUAAGUACGCCCUUUGUUUUCACUAUGAGUCUAGAAUAAGUCAAGUCGCGAUAAUUUUAUUUUAUUUUAUUUUAUUUUAUUUUAUUUUAAUUUAAUUUAAUUUUAUUUUAAUUUAGGAUAUUAGUUUAUUCCAGCAAGUAAUUCUCGCAAUAUUAUUCUGUUUUAUGUCUGAACAUCGGUACUUCGCCAGAUCGUCUUUAUUUUUAGAUUUAUCAAUGUUUAAGUUGAAAGAAAAAAAGAAAAAGAGAUAAUGAAAAAAAAAAAGAAAAAAUUAAGAAACAAGAUAAAGGAAGAAGAGAAAACGAUUACGUACGCAUUCGUAGAACCACUAAAGACUGCUUAUUCUCUUACAAUCUUCGUUGAUCUACGAAAGUAAUGCUAAUUAUUAUUAUUAUUAUUAUUAUUAUUAUUAUUAUUAUUAUUAUUAUUAUUAUUAUUAGUAUUAGUAUUAGUAUUAUUAUUAAUAUCAUUACUAUUAUUAUUACUAUUAUCAUUAUUAUUAUUAUUAUUAUUAUUACUAUUAUUAAUAUCUUUUCUCCUUGAUGAAACUUUUCACUAUCCCGGAUCUUCCUAAGUAUAAAUUUAUUUUUUUUCCUUCUUUUAAGUACGAUUGAUCGUGACGCGUCGGGAAUCACGAAAGCGACGAUUUCUUCUUUUAUAUCGAGGACGAAAUUCACGGCGAUUAAGGAUAUCUUCGAUCCUUCGUCGUAAAUCUCGAACGCAUUGUUAUUUCAUUUGUUGUUGACUGUUGUAGCUUUAUCGAUAGGUUUAGUCGAUCGAUAAGGAAACUAAACAUAAAAUGUAUUCGUGAAAAUUCGUGUCUCUCGUUCUCCCACUCUCUACUUUGCGAGGACACGAGCUAAACAAAAAGAAAUAUAUAUACAUAUACACAUACAUUAAUAAAGAAAAAAAAUAACGAA
Vespula pensylvanica (western yellowjacket) is the source of this 3282-nucleotide messenger RNA. RefSeq lists its product as uncharacterized. The record is from RefSeq and is a predicted model, not a curated record. NCBI's taxonomy places the organism in Eukaryota, Metazoa, Arthropoda, Insecta, Hymenoptera, Vespidae. The transcript is spliced from 3 exons. Bases 296 to 1360 code for a protein of 354 amino acids.